Danaus chrysippus (African queen) is the source of this 1515-nucleotide messenger RNA. The record is from the annotation of a GenBank genome assembly. NCBI's taxonomy places the organism in Eukaryota, Metazoa, Arthropoda, Insecta, Lepidoptera, Nymphalidae.
AUGGGGGAACGGGGCACAACGGGGGGCGCUUGGGGUGCGCGCGACGAUGCCUCGUGGUGGACGAGUGGCUCUGGGGAGCUUCAGCAUCAACAACAACUGAAUGAGGAAAUAGCAAGGAGUACUGCCACUGUUACGCAUCAGUUAUAUACAUAUAAGAUGGCUACUGGCUUUUCUAAUAAUACUGGAAAUAACACGUCGCCUGCGUUCGACUAUCGUUUAAUGACUGGAUCUAAUCCUAGGGAUGAAUCUCCUCAGCAACCUUGGUGGUAUGCUUCUGGCGGUGUAGAAUCUCAACAACAAACUUCUUCUCCAACGCAACAGAAUCAAUCAAGUCCAGACUCAGAUCAAAGUAAUCACCAGACGAACACAAUUCAACAAAACCAUCAGGCACUUCAGCAGGCACAGGAACAGGCUCAACUACAACAAAGCCAGUUGCAACAAUUACAGCAACAACAACAAAGCCUGCAACAGGCAUUACAGCAGCAGAAUCAGAGUCUGCAACAGACUUUACAACAGCAAAGUCAACAACAAACUCUGCAACAGAUGCUACAACAGCAACAGCAGCAACAUCAGCAGCAACAACAACAACAUCAGCAACAACAACAGCAGCAACAUCAACAACAACAUCAGCAACAACAACAGCAGCAGCAACAUCAGCAUCAACAACAGCAACACCAUCAACAGCAACAACAGCAAAAUCAACAGCUUGAAAUACAAGUUAGCCAGGCCCAAGCUAAAGCGCUUGCUCAGGCAGCAUUACAACAACAAGUUGCUCAAACAUUGCAACAACACCAGCACAACAUAGAAGUUGCUCAACAACAACAAAUCCAAGCUGCUCUUCAAAGACAGUCAGCUACAUUGCAGGAAUUGCAGCAACAGGCUCAACAGCAAGCCUUGCUAGCUCAAGCUACUAAUAGAUCCAGAAUGCCGAGAGCUCGUGCCUACAAUAAGCCCAGAGGCAGAAUGACAGCUUACGCAUUCUUUGUACAGACCUGUAGAGAAGAACAUAAGAAGAAACAUCCAGAAGAAAAUGUUAUAUUUGCUGCCUUCUCCAAGAAAUGUGCUGAGAGGUGGAAUACAAUGUCUGAGAAAGAGAAGCAACGUUUCCAUGAAAUGGCCGAACAGGAUAAGAAGCGUUAUGAGAUGGAAAUGGCGAGUUAUGUGCCUCCCAAGGAUGUUAAGAUCAGAGGAAGGAAGAGGCAUGCAUUGAAAGAUCCCAACGCACCCAAGAGAUCUCUAUCAGCUUUCUUCUGGUUCUGUAACGACGAGCGUUCGAAGGUGAAGGCCAACAAUCCAGAGUUCACGAUGGGUGAUAUAGCCAAGGAGCUAGGAAGACGAUGGGCGGCCGUGGAGCCCGACACCAAGUCCAAAUAUGAGUCGCUCAGUGAACAGGACAAGGCUAGGUACGAUAGGGAAAUGACAGCAUAUAAGAAGGGACCAUUGUCAUUAGUUCAGCCACAACAGCAAGAUGUCGAGGAAGAAGGAGAUUUUGAUGCAGAAGAAGAAUAUAAGUAG